UUGCCUCUGAAUUGCUCUCAUUUGGUUUCUACCAUAAUUCCGCAGCACACGCGACAUAAUGCAUUGCUUUAUUUAAUAUAAUAUUAAUUGAUUGAUAUUGAUGCAUGAGUUGAAACCGUCCCUGCCAAUUACACGUUCUUUAUCAAUUUCAGAUCUGAACCCAAAGUUAGCAUCUUUCGGUUCUUCACAAUUCAAAUGCUUCAUUGGGUCUCCCCCUCCCGCAAAAUUCUGUUGCUAAUUCGUGACUUUGAAAUUCUAGGCACAAAAGCAUGUCUGGGGCAAGCCAAGCCAUAGACAUGGAGCAUGCGGGGUUUUCAAAAGCGAAAUCCACGGCGGCUCAGGCCGCCGAUCACGGCGGAAACCCUGGUAAGAAAACGGGUUCGGUUUCGAUGGAUCAUGUGCUUCUGGCUUUGCGUGAGACGAAAGAAGAGAGGGAUCUUCGUAUUCGGAGCCUUUUCAAUUUCUUCGAUGCUGCCAACAAUGGUUACUUGGAUUAUGCUCAUAUUGAGACUGGGUUAUCUGCACUGCAGAUACCUCCUGAGUACAAGUAUGCAAAGGAUCUCUUGAAGGUGUGUGAUGCUGACAGGGAUGGUAGAAUUGAUUACCAUGACUUCAGGAGAUACAUGGAUGACAAGGAACUUGAACUUUACCGCAUCUUUCAAGCUAUUGACGUUGAACACAAUGGCUGCAUUCUCCCUGAAGAGCUCUGGGAUGCACUUGUCAAGGCUGGGAUUGAAAUUAAUGAAGAGGAGCUUGCUCGCUUUGUGGAGCAUGUCGAUAAGGAUAAUAAUGGAAUUAUCACUUUUGAAGAAUGGAGAGAUUUUCUUCUACUUUAUCCUCACGAAGCAACUAUUGAAAAUAUAUAUCAGCAUUGGGAGAGGGUGUGCCUUGUAGACAUUGGAGAACAAGCUGUAAUUCCUGAAGGCAUCAGCAAGCAUGUGCACAGGAGCAGAUAUUUUAUUGCAGGGGGGAUAGCAGGAGCUGCUUCUCGCACAGCAACUGCUCCUCUUGAUCGUCUAAAGGUGGUCUUACAAGUUCAGACUGGACGUGCUUCUAUUAUGCCAGCAGUGAUGAAGAUAUGGAAACAAGAUGGUUUACUAGGGUUUUUCCGAGGUAAUGGAUUGAAUGUUGUGAAGGUAGCACCGGAAAGUGCCAUCAAGUUUUAUGCCUAUGAAAUGCUGAAAAAUGUAAUAGGAGAUGGUCAAGGGAACAAGUCAGAUAUUGGUACUGCAGGAAGACUUUUUGCAGGUGGUAUGGCUGGUGCAAUUGCACAGAUUUCUAUCUAUCCAUUGGAUCUUGUCAAAACUAGGUUGCAGACUUGUGCUUCUGAAGGUGGAAGGGGUCCUAAGCUGGGCACACUUACAAAGGAUAUAUGGGUCCACGAGGGACCUCGGGCUUUUUACAGAGGGCUUGUUCCAUCUCUUCUUGGUAUGAUUCCUUAUGCAGGCAUUGAUCUCACUGCUUAUGACACCUUGAAAGAUAUAUCCAAGAGAUAUAUUCUAAAUGACAACGAACCUGGUCCUUUAGUACAACUCGGAUGUGGGACAAUUUCAGGAGCUCUUGGAGCUACAUGUGUCUAUCCGUUGCAGGUUAUUCGGACAAGACUGCAAGCACAACCUUCCAACGCUUCUGGUGCUUACAAGGGAAUGUCUGAUGUAUUUUGGAAAACUCUUAAGGAUGAAAACUUGAGAGGUUUCUACAAGGGCCUCGUUCCAAAUCUCCUCAAAGUUGUGCCAGCUGCAAGCAUUACUUAUAUGGUUUAUGAAAGUAUGAAGAAGAAUCUAGAUCUUGAUUAGAGAGGAGUUGUAGUUAUUGCCCUAGAAAAUUGAGCUAAUUCAAAUAUUAUAGGAAGUCUUGAAUUGUUGAUGGUGACGAAAAAGAAAAGAGAUUACCAAUCUUGUAGGAACUCUUACAAAUAGUCAUUCUUUUGAGAGGAUAUCUUAAAACACGAUUUUGUAGUCAGAAAGUUUUUCCCCAUGCUUAUCUGAACUAAUGUUGAGAAAUUAGGGUUGUAUUCUAGAUAUACCAAGGUAAUAGGUAUUAUCCUUUUCGAUAUGUAUUUUGUCCACUAUUUCUUAUAGUCA
Messenger RNA from Gastrolobium bilobum, 2084 nucleotides. Its product is annotated as calcium-dependent mitochondrial ATP-magnesium/phosphate carrier protein 3. Gene Ontology annotation, molecular function: ATP transmembrane transporter activity; calcium ion binding. The record is from RefSeq and is a predicted model, not a curated record. Bases 270 to 1796 code for a protein of 508 amino acids. Gene Ontology annotation, biological process: transmembrane transport. The transcript has 5 exons. NCBI's taxonomy places the organism in Eukaryota, Viridiplantae, Streptophyta, Magnoliopsida, Fabales, Fabaceae.